UGUUUAACAGCACACGUCUCCGGUGAGAGCAUAAAAUGGAACGUCUCACGGCCCCUGGAAUUUGAGUCAGGUUUUUCUAGCCCAACUUUUUGGAUGCCCGCCUUUAGUGAAACCCCUCGUCAUGUGAUGACUCACAGUGUGUACCAGGCAAGGCCUGUCAGUUUAUGAUUCAACCUUUGGAUUGCUGUGUGCUAACCACCCUUGUCAGUGAAGACGCAAAAAAACACCAGACAGUGUUCUUGCAAGACUUUGCGAAGCAGCGUACACACCCAGAAAUCAUGUCACUUUCGGUGUGGGCUGUACCUCCCCAAUUUGAGUCCAGACUCGAGCUCCUGCCAUCGACUUCGCCAAACUCUUCCUAAUCUUCGGACUAAGGACGAGUUGCUCAACUCGUUAGGUUGCUCAACCACAGUAGUUAGGGCGCGUUGCCGAGUUACUCGUCCUAACUCGAGAUAGGAUUAAUCCUAGCGUUUCGUGAAAUCAGGUGCACUGGGAUUCUCUUAAAGCCCAAUAACCAACACCUUUUGACCUAAAAUUUGGGACGAGAAAGCAAUGGCAUCGUGUUCGUGGUCACCAUUAUGGACACCUUUAUCUGACAACAACUUGUCAGGGUGGGUCGAGACGUUUGAGCAAGCAGAAGAUGUCAGGAAAGCUUUUGAGGUCCAGAAAGCUCUCAAGUUUGUGUCAAGGCGGAGUCCGAGUAAUUUCGGCCAGUGGCAAAGUCAGGAAAACAGUAUAGUGUCGCAGCUUAAAGGUACAUUCCGAGUGCGAUACAGUGACAUUGGCGACGCGGUGGUGCCGUACGAUGGCGUACCAUUCAUCAUACUAGCCCGUCACGAACGCUGGUGUAUGUUUGGAAAAGAUCAACACAUUGCACAGAAGGAGAAAAAACUACAAGCUCAAGAAAAUGAAAAACAGGAUGACGAACCACCAGCCAAGAAGUCCAGAAAGAUCUUACAAACAACCAAGAAAAUUGGAUGUCCAGCAAGAAUCAUCAUGAAAUCUGUGGUCAGGUUCCCUGACUUCAAGAUUUCGACCAGUACUGAACGGGUGAAGCGAGCCGGGAGUGAACAUCUUCGCAACCUCUUGAAGAGUGAACCUCCACCUUCCUUGAAAGAAGAACACAUAAUCUACAUCGCGUUACCGAGCGAUGAGGCGCACCAAAACACACAUGAUCUUGGACAGUUGACCGGACUUAUGAACCCGUUGAAGAAAGAAAUUCGAGAAAAAAUUGUGGAGUUGGUUGGAAAAGGAGUCUGCAGCGUACGUGAAAUGCGGACCGAGAUACAGCACUAUGUGGAGUCUAGGGUGUUCGAUGGCAACCAGCAACCGUCACCCACUGACGCUGCGUACUUCCCAAGGAAUGAAACCAUCAGGAAACACAUGAGCAUGGCUAGGCUAAAGUUAAGGAACUUAAAACUCUACAAAGAGAAGCUCUCAAGCGGAGGAAAAGGAAUGACCCCAAUCAGUGCAAUGACCCUGAUCUGCCGCGAGAAACUAACCGCCGUAGAGAAAGCCACCUCUCUCUGCCAGAACGUAGACGUCCUCCAGCAGACAGCCAUGCUUCUCGACGAUGCAGUCACCUACAUCUUCUCUCAUCUUCGGAACCCCAAGAAGGCAUCCUCCUCUCUCCCGAUGCCCCUCAGCGAUAAAGACAUACAGGCUGUCUUGCAGGAGGCUGUGACUACCGUAGAAGCGGAUGCAGGAAGUGAACCUCCUGAAUCUGAAGGGGAGCUACUCGACGUCUUUGAGAGUUUUGACGUGAAUCUUGAGGAAGAGCUGGAGCAACUGAUGUUCCCGAUUACCUCAGAGGACUUGGCUGGUGACGAGUCGCUCUUGGAUUGUCUUGCUGAUGUGAUAGCAACGGGCGCCCGGUAACUGGUGAUACCCAAACUAUAUACCUAACAUUGUACCCUUAGUCGUCCUAAUAGUUUACAUUUUUAGCAGUAUACAGACUAAUGGUUAUUUCCUGACCAAUCCAGUAUAUAAUACCUGUGAAUUGAAGAACACAAACUACCCCGAUUACGUCGGAGGAUUUGCCCGGUAACUGAUGAUACCUAAACUAUAUAUCACACUGUACCCCAUAAGUGGUCCUAAAAAUUUACACUUUCAGUAUUUUUCAGACUAAAUUUUUUUAUUUCCUGACCAAUCCAGUAUAUAAUACAUGUGAAUUGAAGAACACAAACUACCCCGAUUUCGUCAGAGGACUUGGUCGAUGUGAUAGCAACAGGUACACGGUGAUGACUGAUGACACCUACUGUCCUAAUCGGGAUAAACAUUGUACCCUAAGCGUCCUUUGGAAUUCCAUGGUAUAAAAUAAUAAUUCAGAAUGCCAAAAAAAAGAAAACCUGCCUCGUGAAACCACUCCAAUUAACAAUGGACAACUAAACUUGGUGUGGGGGGAAGGGUAGUUCUUGGCAGUUAAGCAUUUGGGAAUUUGUCGCCGUUUAUGGGAAUCUCUAUUGGGAGUUAACCACUGUGUACCCUCCCAUCGAUCUAGAUAGAUAGAUAGAUAGAUAAAAGGUUUAUUGACAAUAGCCAUCACAGCAUACAAAAACUGAAUUGCAACAAUGAUAAAAUACUUUUAAAAGGUUAAAAGGACAUCAUUAAGAGAACAACAACAUUAUAUAAUUUAACAUCUAUUAAACAAAUUUAUCUACAAAUUUCUUUUUAUAAAAUACGCAAGCAAAAAGGGAAUA
Molecule: messenger RNA, 2699 nt
Organism: Asterias rubens (European starfish)
Lineage: Eukaryota; Metazoa; Echinodermata; Asteroidea; Forcipulatida; Asteriidae
Product: calcium-responsive transcription factor-like
Exons: 6
Coding region: 553-1878 (441 amino acids)
Molecular function (GO): DNA-binding transcription factor activity
Source: RefSeq, a predicted model, not a curated record